GUGAAGUUCGGGAAGUGAAGGUGUCUGAAGCAGUCCAGGCAGGAGCAGCAGCAUUACUCAGUGGCUCACGAGAAUUUACAGUCAUGGCAACACUGCAACAGGAAGAUCGAAAUGCAGGCACCAUCCUAGCCUUCUCCCGUGGCAACCAACGGUAUCUGGAGUUACAGUCGUCCGGCAGAAAGGACGAGAUUCGCUUACAUUACAUACACAAUGGUGCUGUUCAUGUUGAAACCUUUCCUUAUCGCAUUGCAGAUCAACGCUGGCACAAGGUAUCAGUGGUGGUGAGCGGUACCGAGGUAGAGGUAUGGGUAGAUUGUUCUCGCGUGUAUCGCCGUUUAGCCCCACCCCCUAUGACCAACCUGACGGCCUUGGCUUCCCUGGCCCCACCUAUUGAUCCUGCAGAUCCCACACUCAGUCAAGAUCCCACCUUUCGUGAUGCUCCCAUGGCGCUCUAUUUGGGGCAACGUAAUGCCAAGCAUUUUUUGUUCAAGGGAGCACUACAGGAUGUGCGUUUAGUGUCUGGGGCAGCAGGUUACCUGUUGCAGUGUCCUCAAGCAGAUGCUGAAUGUCCAACCUGCGGACAGUUUCAGGCCCUGUCUGACCAAGUUGACCAGCUACAGCAGCUUGUUACACAGUUGGCAACUCGGCUGACUGCAUCAGAAGCACGGCUGGCUGCUGUAGAGGAAUGUGACUGUCAGAGAUCGUGUAGGGUGAAUGGUACUGUUAGACAGGAUGGUGCUACAUGGAAGAGUGGCUGCGAAAUCUGCUCUUGUGUGCAUGGUGAGGUAACUUGUCGACCAAUCCCAUGCCCAGCCAAGACAUGCAAGAACCCCGUGUACACUGAGGGAGAGUGUUGCCCCGUAUGCCUAAAACAAUGUUCACUGAAGGGUGUAGUAUAUGACCAUGGGGAGACUGUGUCGCCACGGCAAUGUGUAGAUUGUGAAUGUCGAGAUGGCAAGAUGCAAUGUCGACGGGUUGACCCUGAAGAAACUUGUCCGACCCUUCAUUGUCCUGAUGAUCAGCAGUUUUCAGUUCCAGGGCAGUGCUGCAAAUUCUGCCCUGGCGUUGAUUACUGUGCACAGGGUCAUGACUGCCAUCCCAAUGCAACAUGCAUCAAUCUUCAGACAACCUAUGCAUGCCAUUGUAAUGCUGGGUUCACUGGCAAUAAUGGUCGAACUUGUACAGAUAUUGACGAGUGCCGUGAGGUUGGUGCACACCAUGGUCAUUACUGUCAAGCUCACACCCACUGUGUUAACACUGUGGGCUCCUAUGUCUGUCAGUGUGAGUCUGGCUAUGUACGUGUAGAUGAAUUAACUUGUGUAGAGCGGGACGAAUGCAGCGAGGGAGCCCAUCAGUGUCAUGAGCAUGCCUCAUGCACAAAUACUCGUGGCGGGUACCACUGCACGUGUCAUGCGGGUUAUACUGGAGAUGGAUUUAAUUGCAAACCUAUAUGUAAUACUACAUGUGAGAAUGGUGGAGUUUGCAUUUCGCCUGGUAAGUGUGAGUGCCGACGAGGCUUUAGGGGACUGGCCUGUGAAUUAGAUGUUGAUGAGUGUGCACUGGAACUCCACCACUGCCAUCAAAACUCUCGCUGUGUUAACCUCCCUGGCUGGUACACUUGCCACUGCCUCCUAGGGUACACCUCCCUCUUAGCAGAUAACAGCCAAGGCCUUCUUUGCCAAGAUGUGGAUGAGUGUAGUGCGGGAACAGCUACCUGCCAUGAGUCGGCUACCUGUGUAAACACAGAAGGAUCCUUCUUAUGUACCUGUGAAAAUGGCACUACCUGUUCCCAUGGGUGCGUGGUGAAUGGAUUAGAGCGACCACACGGUGAUGUAUGGACCCCUCCCGGCUCUGAGUGUUCUCAGUGUUUAUGUUCGGAGGGUACUGUAACCUGUGAACGUUUUGUAUGUGACUGUUCUGAUCCCAAAGUUAAUCUUAGGUGUUGUCCUCAUUGUGAUCCUCGUGCCUCUUGCUCACAUCAGGCACAACAACACAUCACCUUUCACAGCGGUCAGCGUUGGAUAUACCAAUGCCAGACUUGUGAAUGCCUUUAUGGAGAAAUAGAUUGCUGGCCUUUAGAAUGUCCACCAGUGCAUUGCUCAUCCCCUGAACGGGUGCCUGGUGACUGUUGUGCCCGUUGCCCCGAUGAUCCCUGUAUGGCCUCGGAAACGAGUAAUACGAGUAUAGGUACAGGCCUUGCGGAUACCUCUACCCCCCAAGGUUGCCAUUAUCUGGGUGCCACAUACCCCCCUGGUGCUGAGUGGGCAGCAUUGAAUGAUGACUGCACUACCUGCAGGUGUCAGAUGCCGUACUGCUGGGAGGGUGAAGGUCGGGGUGGCGCGGUCCGUGUACACCGGGUGGACAGGUGUGUUGUCGUUACCGCAGCAGCUGUGUGGGUGAUGGGUACUGGACUGCCCUUCCAGUUAUCCUCCAUGGUGCUUCGUGGGUUGGGAACACUCCACCUUCUACUGUUGGGGGUGCUAAUGUGCUUUAUAGCUCCCCUCCUUCGCUGUUUCACAGCUCUGUGGCGGCUAUUACUGAAAUUGCCACAGGUAUGGGUGGCACCCCCAUCACCCCCAAGAAGGCCAAAGGGAAGUCCGUCAGGAACCACCUGCACCAGCCCAGUUUUGCCCGCACCCCGUCGCCCACCAGACCUGCCCCUCACCCUCAUGCCCCCUUGGUGGUGGGCACCAAAAACCCUGUGGGUAGUACUCCCCUGCCCCAUGAUGUGCCUCAGACAUUUCCCCCACUGGGGACAACUAGUGAUAGUGACAUUGCAAAGACUUAUGGGGUGCCAGAUACUUGGCACUAUAGACAAGUAUAUCGAAAUCCCAUCUCAUGGAUCCGAUCUCGUAAAGCACAAUUUUUCAGGGAGCACCGAGAGAGGCAGAGAAAAAGAGGGCCAUAAGUUAAAUAGGGCACAAGAUAAAAUGUGUCUCAGUUUAAUCCCCAAAGCCACAUCACCUACCUGAGGCUGGCCUUGCCCCGCCACACCACGACUCAUUCGGCAGCAGGAGAUAUCUGAUGUAUCCUUGCCUUCUGCUCACUUUAUGCAGGCUUUAUGAGGAAUAUCACCAUACAGAGGAUCUAAUCACGACCUAGCUGGUUGUUGGGAGUUGGAAUGCCCAUAGGCAGGAAUAGUAACCAGUUAAUAAGAAGAGAAGUCCCAUCUUUGUCAUCUACAAAUGGUGAGGCAUCAGCAAGGGGUGACUGUCCCAUUCUCGUAGCUGCUCCUUAGCUACUUCUUUCAUGCAACUCUUAUUGACAAGUUGUAUUCCCCCAUGCCCUCCGCAGCAGCAGCAGCAGCAGCAGCAGCAGCUAUUGCAAGUUGUAGAUCCCACAGUGAGGUCUGCUGUACCCUAGUCCGCCUCAGCUGUAGCCUCGCCUGCCUCUGCCUGUCAAGCGUUAGUCUUCCUCAAGUCGUGGGUCAGUGUAGCGGUGGUCCUAGGGGAUGUGAAGCGCCUGAUACAGUGUUCCUGGGACUGUCUGGUCCGUGUGUCCCGAAUUUAUCGGCUGAAACUUAGAAUUCGAUAGUGUAAAGCGGGUGCUCGGAGGUAUGGUUGUGUUGUACAUAUCAUGUAUAUAGCGCUUUAGGCUCACCAGGCCAAUUAUUAUUUUGGUGAUUCAAAGUGAAUGUUGCCAUAGCCCAGACUGCCAUGAAUUGAUGCAAAGACUGUUCACUUGUUUUAUCUCUGGUCAUUCCAUAUCCUGCUAGUCAUGUUAGUCUUGUCCUGAUUUUGUUGCAUAAGGUACUGUCAAUUGUGCAUUUACAACAUACAGGAAUAUACAUUCCUUUUGUCGCAUAAAUGAAAAUGUUGAGAUUUUACAAGAAAUGUUAUCCUGCACUAUAGUUACAUAUUAUCAAGUCUCUAGUCAUUCCUAAUCAAUAUCCUGUAAUAUCUGCUGACUAAACUGCCUACAGAAUGAUUAAACUCAGUAUUGUUAUCAAACACAACAUUAUCUGUGUAUUUACUUGUCUAUGUCCUGUCAACUUUUGUUACAUUGACAUAGAGAUAAGUCACUAGUGACCUUUUGGGCUUUUUCAUGUUGACAUCAGCUUUGCCCACGUUCAACAACCUUCUAGACACAUUUGGUUUAGGUGUUUGU
Messenger RNA from Homarus americanus (American lobster), 4107 nucleotides. Its product is annotated as protein kinase C-binding protein NELL2-like. The record is from RefSeq and is a predicted model, not a curated record. NCBI's taxonomy places the organism in Eukaryota, Metazoa, Arthropoda, Malacostraca, Decapoda, Nephropidae. Gene Ontology annotation, molecular function: calcium ion binding; protein binding.